Molecule: messenger RNA, 5573 nt
Organism: Hemicordylus capensis (graceful crag lizard)
Lineage: Eukaryota; Metazoa; Chordata; Lepidosauria; Squamata; Cordylidae
Gene: FAN1
Product: FANCD2 and FANCI associated nuclease 1
Exons: 15
Coding region: 303-3482 (1059 amino acids)
Biological process (GO): interstrand cross-link repair
Cellular component (GO): nucleus
Molecular function (GO): 5'-3' exonuclease activity; flap-structured DNA binding; 5'-flap endonuclease activity
Source: RefSeq, a predicted model, not a curated record
GAUAUGCCUGGAACUGGGCGAUGGAUUGCAACUGCCUGGCAGUGGCAGAGUGCGCGCGAGCCGCGGCCAGGUGGGCCCGCGCUGCUUCUGCGGCUGCUACACCUGACCUGGGGGUCUCGCGCCGCUGGCCUCCUCUGCGCCUGCGCGUCGCUCGCGAAGCAGCCCCUGCUCCUAUGCCAGGCAAAGGAAAAUGCUGAAUAAUGCAAAGCCACGUUUCUCUGCUUGCCAUAAUAUUUGUGUGAGACAGUGCCGGAUACGUGAGUGACUCUGAUACAGUAUUCACCAUGGUUUAGAUCUGUACAAUGGCAGAAAAUGGGCUCCCAGAAAACAAAAGGCCUCGAAGAGGCUUAUCUCUCAGUAGAAACAAGAGCAAAACUCCAAGAAGGAAGUAUGGGGCAGAAACCGAAGGGGCAUUGCCACCAAUGCCUUCAGCCUCUUCCUCUAUCAUUUCAUUUUUCAAUAAUGUUCCUCCUGCCAGGAUUGCCUGCCCUCUAUGUGGACAGGUGGUACCCAGGUUUGGAAUCAACAAACAUAUUGAUGAAGUGUGUCAGAAGAGCUGUGGUGAUGCUGCUGCUGCUGAUGUGAUUCUGGUUGACUCGGCAUCUGAUGCAAGCACCAGUCCUUCCACUCAAAAUGGGCCUAUCUGUUCCAGUCCAUACUUUGCAAAGAACAUUUUGACUCCAGAAAAGAACCCAAGUCCCCUAGAAGGUAGUGACCUGAAAGCUAAAGAAGUGACAGGAGAACAGAGAAGUCCUUAUUUUAAGAAGAAGGAUGGUCCAGCACCCAGUGCCAGUGAGUCUAGAGUGCACGUUGUCAAAAAAAUAUCUCUGCGAGGUUUGUCAACCAAGCUGUCCAGGAGGCGUCAUGCCCAGAGUGGCAAACUGGUGGCUCAAGAAGUGGAGACCACUUCAGCUUCAGAUGCACACGGCAGCUCUGUGGAGAGGAACCCAGAAGAUGUUGCUUCUGAGGAUGGCUCCCAGAAAGAGAACAGACUUCCUUCCUCAAGGUUUCAGAAAUGGCGUAGUCCAAAAGAAUAUUUAUUAAGCAACUCUGAGACUUUAGGAAUGGCACAAGAGGGCGACACAGGAACUCUCCAUAUUGAUUUGGACGACAUCACCUCAGCAUUGGUUCCGUUGGAUGGUCUUGCUUGCAGUGAACGCUCACAACUGGCACAGAGCAGCGAGCAGCAAAAUAGUCCUCAGGGCUCAGUUCCUGAUCUUUGCACACUUGCAGAAUGCCCAGCACCUUAUAGUAAAGUAAGUCUGUCUGAUUUGGAAACUGGAGAGCUCUCACCAGGUCAACAAGUUCCGUUGUCCAAUGCAGAAGAGACAUGCUGUAGUCAAAUGCAGUGUUUAUCUCCUGUGGGAAGUGAUGUGAAAGUGCUUCCUGUGGAAGACCGUAAGGACUUAAGGAAAGAAGUGGUCGAUCAUGCUUGUUUGGGACCUUUAGAAGAAACCAGUUUCCAUCCAAGUGCCAACAUUUUAGAAAUGCUUGCUAAUGGACCUGGUCUCGUCUCGGACUCGGGGGGCCUUCCGUAUUAUCUCCGAAAUUUUCUGAUGGUCCUUCAAGCUGUCCUGGAGAAUGAAGACGACCGUAGGCUUUUUGAUGAGGAAGACUCCGACACCAUUGUGAAAUUCUGCAAGCUGUCAGUCAGCGGACAGAAGUUAUACGCCAGGCUCUUUCAACGCAAGCUGUGCUGGAUAAAAGUGAACAAAAUAGAGUAUGCAGAGAUCAGCAGCGACCUGUCGCCCGUCAUUGAAGAGCUGGCUGGAGCAGGAUUCCUGCAGGACGAGACAGAAUUGGAAGAGCUGCCUGAGGUUCUGGAUUUGCUCUCGGCCCCUGAGCUGAAAACCUUAGCGAAGGCCUUCCACCUGACCAGCCCAAACGCUCCAAAACAGCAGCUCCUGGAUGAAUUCCUGCAGCUGGCAAAGCAGCGCUCAAUCUUCAGCCAAAACCAGGCUGGCGUCAGAAGUGCAAUUCUGAAAAGGGCUAAAGAUCUCGCCGGGAAAUCCAUCAGAGUGUGUAAAGGUCCCCGGGCGGUCUUCUCCCGAGUGCUGCUGCUAUUUUCCCUGACUGACUCCAUGGAGGAUGAAGAAGCCGGGAGUGGGGGCCAGGGACAACUUUCCACGGUGCUGAUGGUAAACAUGGGUCGGAUAGUCUUCCCCACUUACACGGUCAACAGGAAAACCCCAAUAUUUCAGGACCGGGAUGAUUUCAUCAGGUACGCCACCGUGGCGCACAUGUCGAAUGAUAUAUCUGUAGCCAUGACUAAUGGGAACUGGAACGAGGCGCACAGACUUUACGAGGCUGCGAAAGAAACCUGGCAGGAGCUGAGGGAUUAUCCUUCUCUCAGGCCCCACACAGCUCUCCCAGAAUACCUGAGGCAUUUCACAGUUGGGUGGAUGUAUACACGGAUUCUGUCGCGGGGUGUGGAGAUCUUGCAGAGAAUUCACAUGUAUGAGGAGGCUGUAGAGCAGCUGCAGGAUCUUCUGGACCAGGAGGUCUAUUGUACUGACUCUCGAGGACGGUGGUGGGACCGGCUAGCUCUUAACUUGCACCAGCACUUGAAAGACACUGGGAAGGCUGUCCAGUGCAUCCGAAAAGGCCUCCUGGAUCCGUCUGUGCGCACGGGACAUCGGCUUUCUCUUUCCCAGCGAGCCCAGAGGAUGAAAGAUUCCCCUGCGUGUAAGAAGUUAAGGCACCUCCUUCAAGACCUGCCUGUUUUUUCUGUGGAAGACGUCACCCACGUGACCAUCAAAGGCAAGCUGUGCCCACAGACUGGGAUGGGAAAGUCCGUGUUCAUUAUGGAAGAUCUUGGGGUGAAAGGCCAAGAAGAAGGCCAGGAGCCCUCGACUGUGGUCUGCUCUGUGGAGGAGCUGGCGUUGGCCCAUUACAAGCAGGAUGGCUUUGACCAAGGGAUUCAUGGCGAAGGAUCUACAUUUUGCACACUCUACGGCCUGCUGAUGUGGGAUAUCAUUUUCAUGGAUGGCAUACCUGAUGUCUUCAGGAAUCCUUACCAGGCCUCCCCGCUGGAUUUGUACACAGACAGCUUUUAUGAGAACCGGCGGGAGGCCAUUGAGUCGAGGCUGCAGCUGCUGCAGGAGGCUUCCCCCGAGACCCUGAAGGAGCUAAUUGGUGACGUCUGGAAUUCCCACGCGGGGGAAGCAGCAGCCCUCGUCAGCUGGGACCGGUUCUCUUCCCUCCAGCAAGCACAGAGCCUGGCAGGUUGCUUGGGGGGCCCUUUUCUGAGUGGAGUUUGCCAGCGACUCUCCCGAGAUCUCCGCCACUGCAGGGGGGGCCUCCCAGAUCUUGUCGUCUGGAAAACUGAAGAUCACCAAUUCAAGCUGGUGGAAGUCAAGGGCCCCAACGAUCGCCUCUCUUACAAGCAGAUGGUCUGGCUGGCUGAGCUGCAGAGGAUAGGGGCGGUGGUUGAGGUGUGCCAUGUCGUUGCUAUCGGAUCAAAAACUAAACGCCUGAGCUGAAGGACUCUCUUGGGGCAGCUGGGCUCCAGCAGAGAGGCGUCAGUCUUCAUUGGCAAGUGUCUCAGUAGACAGCCAGAUCUUGGCACCACUUAAGAAUUUGCUGAGGGGUGUUCCCAGAAUGCUCCGCCGGCAGAGGUUUCCUACGGGAGAAAAUGGGAAGGAGGAAGAGAGGAACUCUGGAGUGGCUGACGUGUCCUUGAGCCCGCUUGCUCGGAAGUACAUCCGGCUUUGCUCCAGUUCGGACGCAUUCACGAGCGAAGGGGGGCUGCCGUGGUGGUGCUGCUGCCGCAGGCUCCGAUGCAACCAUUCUACUUCAUCUGCCAACAGAGAAAUUUUAUGGAAGGCUGUGAUGAAGCCGCCACGGUUGAUCUGGGCCUCAGGAACCCAGCGGAAGUAGCAGAGUUUCCAGAGUUUGAUUUGGGUUCCAGAAAGGCGGGGAAGGAGGACACCGUGCAGGUCGACCGGCUUGGAAAACCACUCUCGGAAAUACUGCUCCAUACCGUUGGCAUGGUGGUCUGUGUGCUGAAGGAAGUCGGGUUUCAGUUUCAGGAUGAGCGAAUUUCUUCUUGGAAGAAAGUCUGGCUCACUGAUGAUCCCAUUCUUUAAAGACGGGGGCAGGCCUCUGAGCGUCGAGCUGUAGUUCUUCUGGAAAGGAAUGGUAAAAAGUCUGCUCAGUUUCCAUCAGAUUCACCUGGCCGCCAUGGAGUGAGUUCCAGCCACAUUCGAGGCACUUCCCUCCCAUGAGAAUAAGAUAUCCUAGAAACUCAGCCACAGAAGAACGCAGCAGCCCACCAGAGUGGAGGCAUCAUCCACAGUAACUUCACUGGACUUCUGGGGUGGUAAGAUUAAGUGCCAUUUUAUAAGGGCACUUCUCUGCCAGCAGAGGCCUAUGCAAGCUCUUCAUCAGGCAGAAUGGAAGAGUGGAUCCGUGCUGGCCAGAGCACAUUUCUAGUCACUGCCAGCUGAUGUGCAAAAUGUACCUUCACUCAAAACAUUCAUUCAUUCGAUUUCUAUACCGCCCUUCCAAAAAUGGCUCAGGGCGGAAAACACACAUUUUCUCUUGAUGUCCACUAGCAGAGGGUUCUAGAAGGUCACUACCUCAGUAUGUAAACCCCUGCAGGUCAAAGUUAAGUGUUGCGUGUGAUUUGGCCACUGUCUCCUGUUUUACUCUUAUUCUAAACUUCUUCUCUGUGGCGCUGAGAGAGCGAGCUAUUUUUUAUGCUGCUUGCAGGAGAUGUACGUUAAGCACGAAACCUGUCUACUAGUACGGCGGUGGCAGCAGCUGGUCCAGGACAGUCUUAGCUGCCUUGUUAGGAAGCACACGGAUGAGAAAGGAACUGUCAGCAAAUAGGGAAACUUUCAUUAAGGAGCAGUUCUAAAGUUACUAGAAUGCGCAGGAAACGUUGCUACCUGUAGAGCUGACAGACUCCUUGCUUUCAGGCAGCCCUCCAGUGGGACAAUCUACUUUGGCGAGCAAGAGGCCAAUCCUGUUGCCCUGUAUGGCUUCUGCCCCAGCCUGCCACUGGACCCACCACAGAUGCCCUCAUUUGCUGUUUACGGGCUUGUGUCACAAAGUGCUCAGAAGUAACAUAGCAAGCAUCUCUCUCUUUGACAAGAAGUGAAAGAUCACACACUCAGUGUUUGGAGUGUGUGAUCUUUAGUGUUUCUACACUAGAAAACUUCUGCAUAAAGAACUGAAAGAGAGUUCCCAUGCUGUGUUCAUCAGGAGAGAAGUGCAGGUACCACCCCUUCACAGGAUGAAGAUAGUAAGCUUUUAUCAACCCCGAGGCUUUGGAACGCACUUCGAAAUAAGUGCCCCCCCACCCCCGAUCUCAGACAACUUUUAAAAGGGCAGUUAGGACACAUCUGGUUACCCAGGCUUUCAAUUAGAUACUCUUUUAAUAGAGACUGGGUUUUUUUAACAUUGUUUUAAAUUUUAAGUUAUUGUAAUGUUUUUAAGUUAUUGUAAUGUUUUUAAGUUAUUGUAAUGUUUUUAAGUUUUUAUUUUGUUUGUAUUGUGAUAUCGUAAACUACCCAGACACACAAGUUUCAGCCGCUGUAAUAAAAAAGCCCCCUUGCACUGCUGGACAA